AUGGCCGAUCUCACCGUUCCCGAGAAGCAGUUUGACGAGGCGUACUUUGCCAGCAAUGCGUGCGUCAAGCGCGACGUGGUGGACUUUCUGCAAAAGUACGUCAAGAACUCGCUCCUCAAGGAGCACAACAUGAACGGCGCGGCCAAGUCGGUGGCCAAGAACCGCAAGAAGCCGCAGCUGGAGGAGGUGUACAACAAGGUCUACGCUGAGGCGCCUGCCUGGUGGAAGACGUCCGAGGAUGUCGAGGCCGAGGCUGCUGAGGCCGCCGCAGAGGCUGCCGCCGCCGCAGAGGCCGAGAUCGCUCGCAAGGCCAAGGCCAAGGCCGCCGCAGAGGCCCGCCAGGCCAAGCUCGACGCACUCAAGGCCGAGCGCAUGGCUGGCAGCAAUGCGGCCAAGGGCAAUGCGGACAGAGGCGGCAGUGGUGCCGGUCGGAUUCGUGGCCGCCAGGGCGGAAAGGUCAAGCCGCUCAAGCAGAAGAAGGCCCGCGCCAAGGUCAUGACCGAGGAGGACGAGGAGUUCCAGCGCAAGCGCCGUGAGGACGCUGCCCGCCUCAAGGCCGCCCGUGCUAAGGCCAAGAAGUAA
Thecamonas trahens ATCC 50062 is the source of this 582-nucleotide messenger RNA. RefSeq lists its product as uncharacterized. NCBI's taxonomy places the organism in Eukaryota, Apusomonadida, Apusomonadidae. The transcript has a single exon. The record is from RefSeq and is a predicted model, not a curated record. Bases 1 to 582 code for a protein of 193 amino acids.